CCUGUUUCUUUUAUUUCCAAUAAGUGCUUCGAACCCCCAGUACCAAACCAGUGUCAAAUUGGGCCAAUGGGAUGUAUUCGAUCAUCUAAAAAAAAUCCCCCUGACCAAAAAAAAAUCCCAAUAGAAUCCCCGAAAGAAAAUCGUGUGAGAUCACAUUCCCUCGAUUCGCCGAGACUCAAGGCCAUUUAACCUAGGUGAAAGUCAAAGUUACUGAUAAAAACCGAAGUGAAUAACGAAGUGCCAUAGUUGUAUCGAGUUACCCGAGCAGCUGUUAACCAUUUAAUCAUCAAUCCAAUGUCAUAUUUAAAUUUUUUGUUGGAUCAUUCGUGCUGUUCAGGGUUGGAGAAGAGUGUCAACAUUUCAGGGGAGAGUCUGGAGUAUUUUCCAUAGUCUUUCGAGAGUCUAGGGCACUCCGGGGGUGGACAGCUGCCGAGACAUAUUUGGAGGACAUUUUACUCUCAAAACUCGACAUUUUCGUCUUUCGUGGGGCUGAGGGCCAACAUAUGGAUCCCCAGGUGGAGUCGAGGGACUGAGUCUGGGGUGUGAUCGAGGGUUUCCUGAGGAUUCUGGAGGAAUGAAGUCGAUGGCCAGCAAUGGGUCGCCCUCUGGGUAUGGCAGGGAUAUAGCGGAGAGACUGGGCCUGGGGCCUGAGGUCAGGGAACUCAAGCUUGGUCCUACCUUCACUGGAGAUCGAGGGACUGCUUUUCACACUCUCAAAUACGAUUUCAAACCAGCCUCUGUAGACGUAUCGAAGAUGGCAACAGUAGAGGUGGGCUCCAACCACAUGAUGACAGUGACAGUGCCCCACCUGGACGGUGCAGGCAUACCCCACACAGUGUUCAAAGGCUCCCAGCGUCCCUACAGCAAAGAAUGUGUUCUGAUAAUCGACAGGAUAACUGGGGAGAUCACCCUGGAGAAGCUCUCCUCCAACAUUCAAGUCAAGAAGACGAGAGUGGAGCCCAAGUCCCAACUGCUAGCAGUUCCAACGUCCAACAGCACAAACUCCUCGGGUAGGCCCCACACCCCUGUGGAGACGAAAAGAAGUCCAACGCAUGGGAGAUCCACGAGUAGAACGAAAGUCUCCACUGGGAAGAAGAGGGAGCCCACUGUGCAACUGCACCCCAAGACCCAGCAGCCAAGUCCCAAGGGAAUCUCCCCUUAUCAUGGGAAGAGUCCUCCCAAUGUAAAUAGCAACAGUUCUCCAGCGCAAUCAAUGGGGCCAUCGACUCACCCGAGCCUCCCCAUGAUCGGUGCUGACUUUGAGGACUUUCCAGCCCCUGCUCAGCCCCCCAAAGCCACCUCACCCCCCUCAAAACCCUCCCCAAACUUCGACACUGGAACCACCACUGUCAUCUCCCGGGACCAAGUUGGAGUUCUCAGUGAAUCCAGCUCCAGUAGCUCAAGCUCCUCUAGUUCUGAUAGUGAUUCUGACGAGGAAACUCACAGACCCAUGACUGCCAAUGGACAUGCAAAUGGACAUACAUCGUCUCCAAAUCCAAUUCUGAUGAACAUGCCAGAUAAUCUAUUGAACGAUGAUCUUCAAUUAUCUGAAUCUGAAUCAGAUAGCGAUUAAUUUUUCCUGUAAUCAAAUCUAAAUGAAUUCAUGGAAACGAUUGGAGAUGGUUGAUUAUAUAGCCAAAAGACGAUAAUCGUUAUGAAAAAUUAUAUAUAUAUUUUUGCUAAAUUGAGUUAGGGUGUUCGGCGUUUUAUCAUCAAUUUUAUUUUUAUUUCUGUUCGUUUUAAUCGAAAAAAAACGUUCGUUUUUCUCUUAUAUCGUAGUGUGUAAUUGUCAGCUCAAACCUUUGAAUAAAGCAAGGUCUUGCCAAGCAUUA
Messenger RNA from Diachasma alloeum, 1832 nucleotides. It is a transcript of the gene Eaf, whose product is annotated as ell-associated factor Eaf. The transcript has 5 exons. Gene Ontology annotation, biological process: regulation of transcription elongation by RNA polymerase II; positive regulation of DNA-templated transcription. Gene Ontology annotation, cellular component: super elongation complex. The coding region runs from base 575 to 1573 and encodes 332 amino acids. Gene Ontology annotation, molecular function: transcription elongation factor activity. The record is from RefSeq and is a predicted model, not a curated record. Lineage: Eukaryota; Metazoa; Arthropoda; Insecta; Hymenoptera; Braconidae.